Molecule: messenger RNA, 1304 nt
Organism: Halichondria panicea
Lineage: Eukaryota; Metazoa; Porifera; Demospongiae; Suberitida; Halichondriidae
Product: GTP-binding protein A-like
Exons: 2
Coding region: 111-1166 (351 amino acids)
Molecular function (GO): GTP binding
Source: RefSeq, a predicted model, not a curated record
GAAUGUAGCAUCACAUGAUUCUUAGAUCUUUGUAAUGAUUAUUAAAAGACCUAGAUACUCCUACACCAAUAGUCAACUUGAUUCCAAAAGUAGAUCUAUAUACGACUGAAAUGGCAGAAGGACCCUCCCCGAAUGACUCGGACGACUCAAUAAUAGAACAGGGUGCAAUUCAGCAAUUACUAAGUGCAGAUAGAAUUCCACCUGAAUUAAAAAAUGUUGACCCAUCAAAAAUCAAACAUUUGUAUGACAACUGCCGAGACAUUCAUAUUGUCAUGACUGGAGUAACAGGAUCAGGGAAAUCAUCGCUUGCCAAUGCACUUCUUGGAAAUUCGAGUGAAACCUCGGAUAUGUUUGUGGAGGGAAGUGAUCUUGAUCCCUGUACACAAGAGGUUACUGGCAAGAAAUCAAGACGGAAUCACAAGAUAAAGCUGACUGUGUGGGAUUCACCAGGACUCAAAGAUGGCACUAGUAAGAAACAUCAGAAACAAUAUCUAAAAGAGGUAGCUGGUGUUAUGAGGGUGUAUGGGUACGAUUUAAGUAUUCACUGCAUCAAAGCAGAUACUCGAUUUGUUGAUGGUGAAGACAACGGGCCUGUACAAGCAAUGAAAAUAUUGACAAAGAAAUACGGUAGCGAGUUCUGGAAAAAGACAGUAAUUGUUCUCACUUUUGCGGAUGUCAUCGAAUUGAUUAACCCAGAAUGGAAAAGGCUUAGAGAAGAAGAAAAGAUUGUUGAGUUUCACAAACAAGUUUUGAAAUACGACUAUCAAAUCAGAAAAAAUUUGGAGGAAUGUGCAAAAGUUAAAAAAGAGAUUGUGAAUCAAAUCCGAAUAGUUCCUGCUGGUCACUAUUCAGAUCCAAAACUUCUCGAUCGAAGCUACUGGCUCUCUACCCUUUGGUUUCAAUGUCUUGAUACCAUUCCAACUUUAGACGGUAAAGCUUCUCUCAUGCGUUAUCAUCAAGAUAGAUUUGUUGAAGAAAAAGAUUCCCCUGAAAAGUGCAGCAUUAAAUUAGAUGUUCCCUUUGUUCCUCGAGAUUUUCUGGAGUUUAAACAAAAGUGUGCAAGAAUUGGAGCAGGAAUAGGCUACUGGAAAGGUAGUACAUGGGGUGAAAAAGAGUUCAUUGCUGAACACUGUCGCAUUGAAAGACAGUGUGAGUCACAGUGUUAAAUUAUAUACAAUUUUACUUUAUUUUGUACUGGGCGUAAUUAUACUUUUAUUGUUACGGAAAUGGAAUUCUGGGUGUAUAUAAAUUAUGUAUUAUUUGUAACGUCUUCCUAUUAUCAUAAUUAUACAUGUAUUUUUGAC